Molecule: messenger RNA, 774 nt
Organism: Cicer arietinum (chickpea)
Lineage: Eukaryota; Viridiplantae; Streptophyta; Magnoliopsida; Fabales; Fabaceae
Product: plant UBX domain-containing protein 8-like
Molecular function (GO): ubiquitin binding
Source: RefSeq, a predicted model, not a curated record
AUGGAUUCGAUAGAGUGCAAUGGUUUAAUUGUGGCUAUUGUUGUCUAUGUUUAUUUGACGCAGGAUGAUGAAUACCUUGCAUCAUUACAAGCAGACAGAGAAAAAGAAUUGAAGGCUAUGGAGGAACCUGAGGCUGCUCGCGAAGAGGAAGACGAGGAAAGACGGAGAGCAGAAGAAUCUCAAAGGAAGUUGCAGGAAGAGCAGGAAUUGGAAACACAGUUAGCUGCCAAAGAAGCCUCUCUACCACCAGAACCAUCCUCAGCUGAUGAUAAUGCUGUGACCCUGCUGGUAAAAAUGCCAGAUGGCAGCCGUCGUGGCCGCCGAUUCCUAAGAUUUGAUAAACUACAGUCUCUUUUCGACUUCAUAGAUAUUGGUAGGCUGGUGAAACCUAGCAGUUACAGACUGGUGAGACCAUAUCCUAGGCGUGCCUUUGGUGUUGGAGAAAGUGCUGUGACACUUGAUGAACUUGGCCUAACCAACAAGCAAGAAGCUUUGUUUUUGGAGUUAGUCUGAUGCCCUGAUGCAGAAUGCUAGAAGAAAAGCUUUUAAAGUCAUCAUUAGUUUAUUAAAACAUGAACCAAUACACAUAAAAAGGACGUCACAUUUUAAUCUGCUUUUGUGUUAAAUGAUGUUAUUUAUGAAUUUAAACAUCUACAAGGACCGCGUGCUUUACUUGUGAUGGAAAUCUUUGUGGAGACUAGUCUGCAGUAUCGCAUACGAUUAAAAACAAUUCAUGAUUAAUAAAACUACAACCAUCUUUUCCCCUUCAAACAA